GAAAUAAAAUGAAUGCGAAAAAAUCAAUAAAGAAAAAGAAAAAGAUAAUAAAAAUAAUAAGUUAGUGAAAAAGAAACUUAUUAACCAACAAAAAGGUGUUUUUGUAAACGAACAAAAAAUGACAAGGGGUUAAUGUUUAAAUUAUUAAAUAAAUAAAUUAGUACUUUGAAAUAUUAUUAAUGUGUUAUCAUUGCAAGUUCAUUUUUGUAAGGAGCAUUUGAAUUCGUUAGUUAAAAAUUCUACAAGAGAAUUUAUGCGCUCCUUAAUAAAUAUCAAAGUAAAUAAAACUUUAAACGUAAAAAUCAAAUGACCUGGCUAAUGUUUGUCUCAAUUAAUUGUCAUGUAUUCAUUUAUAUUUAUGUUAACAUUAGUAUUAUAUACAGUAUCCUUGGAUAUCAACUUAAUAACAUUGGAAACGGUGUUCAAUAUUUAGAGUAUGAACCCUGGUCAGACAAUCCUAGAUAUGGGGAGGCCAGCUUGCAGUUUUUGUUUAAGACAAAUGUACCAAAAGGAGUUCUUUUGACAGUGGCCAGUAAAGGUGAUCACAAACUUCAAAUAUUUUUAGAUGAAGGUAAACUACACGUUCUAUUAGUAAUGGGAGGAAAAAAUAUUGUAAACCAAAAAAAUAUCCACAUAGGAAAACAAUGGAAUGACAUGAAAUGGCAUACAGUAAAAUUAACACGAAGAUUUCGUAUUGUUACAAUAUCAAUAGACAACAUGGAAGAGACUUUAAUUUCAAAUGGAAAAAUACCAGACAGGCUAAAUGUUGAUUCCGCACACUUAUAUAUUGGAUGGGAUCCUGAUCAGAACAAUGAAGGUUUUACAGGAUGCAUUAUAAAUAUUUCGUAUCCUAUUGGAAGCAAUCCAAAGGAACCCGAUCAUGUAGUAGGAGAAGUAAAAGAUGAAUGUGACGACGAAUGCACUGAUAAAGAAAAUACAUGUCUUAACGGGGGCAAGUGCGUCAAAAAUCUAGAUAAGUCCAAACCGUUUUGUGAUUGUAGUGGAACAGGAAUGACUGGAGAAAGUUGUUCUAAAGAAGUGCCAGUUGUGUAUUUCAAUGGAAGUUCGUUUGUAUCGUUCCCUGUACAACCUUUUGAGCACUUUCGGAAAAAUAAAAUUUCUUUUCGUUUUCGUACAACAGAACCAAAUGGUUUAAUAAUUACCAGUGGAAAUUCUCAAAGACAUUUUAUUGUUGAGCUCAACAGAGGGAACAUCCAAGCAAAUAUUUCUAUGGGAGCAGACAGUAUAGUUGUGUUAGCUGGUAACAGUGCCCUUCACGAUGGAAUAUUUCAUUCUGUUAUUAUCGAAAUAUUUGGACCAGAGGUUGUUUUAAGCGUUGAUAGAGAGAGUUUUCCAAAGAGUUAUGUUGAUCAGAAGUUUUUGAAAUACCAACCUACAGGCUGGAUGGAUUUAAAAUAUUAUUCUACAGAGUGUACAGACGAAUAUAAAAGUUUGGAAGAAGACGAAGAAAGAUUUUACAUUUUUGUUGGAGGUUAUCCGUACGUUAACACUUUAUUGAUUUCCGCUAGUAAAGUAAAUUACAAUGGGUGUUUACAGCAACUUCUGAUUGAAAGUCAAAAUCUCGAUGUUGUAGAAAAAAUAGUAUUUGAAAAGAAAACACUUAUUGAAGGUCAGCUGCUGUUUAACUGUCCUGUUAAAGAAAAUAAAAACGUAGAUAAUCUAUUGGCUAUUGACGGUAAUAUUAAAUCACAGUUGCAGACAAUGUUCAAAUCAAAAUUAAGUCAAACUACAGUUGCGUGGAUAACAGGAGGAAUUUGUGUGGGUACGGUUGCAUUAAUAUUAAUGCUGGCAUGCGGGUUUCAUAAAAUUCGUAACAAAUACAAUGGACAGUUUCUCACACAUAAAGGUGGUAAUUUCUUUCAUACGAGAGAAGCAUUAGAAAAAAUAAAUGGCCGGGUAGCAAAAGAGUUUUAUUUAAUUUCUUCAAGGGACAACAGUCCACGAAUUUUCGAUGGUAGCCCACGCAUUUUUGAGUCUCCGUUUAGAAGAGAUGUUCAUGGAGCUGUUGUUUAACUUGAGUAAAAGUAAAACGUUUUAAGUAAACUUUUUAAGAAUAGAAAAAAACUUGCAAUAAAAUAGUUAAUGAAAAUAAAACAAGACCAAA
Molecule: messenger RNA, 2125 nt
Organism: Hydra vulgaris (swiftwater hydra)
Lineage: Eukaryota; Metazoa; Cnidaria; Hydrozoa; Anthoathecata; Hydridae
Product: neurexin-1b
Source: RefSeq, a predicted model, not a curated record